AUGUAUGUUUUACAAAUACAUGUUAGUACAGUGAUAACAAAUGAUUCACACAUUAUGACACACACACACACACGUGAAAUAUUUCAUACAUUUCAACGAUUCAAACGAUUCAUUUACUUCAAAAAAAAAAAGAGAGAGAGAGAGAAAGAAAGGAAAAAAAAUAUUUGCAGAACCAAGGUCAAAUGGAAACUUCGAAGACGUCUUCAAACAUCUCGUCAGGGGCUGUGAAUGCCGUCUCAGGCUCCAGUACUUCUGGGAAUACUUCGUCUACCGGUGAUAGUAGCGAUGUCUAUGAAUUUAAAAGUUCGAAAGAGCCAACACCAGUCAGGGGUGCAAGCUCAUCGCCGAAUCCUAAUCUUGAGAAAGACAAAGAUAGCAAUAAAUCUGCCGGCAAUCAAGGGAAUCAAAGUGGUAGCAACAAUGUGUCUACCGCUGGUAGUGCAACAUCUUCCGGUGAAACAACGACCGCAUCGAUUACUACCGAUGAUGCCCCUGCGAUUUCGGCGUCGCCUUCGUCUAAACGCGCGUUUGAAAGCGACAAUACAGAAGAGCAAGACGAAGAGAAUCGUCGGAAAAAGCGUAAAGAUUCAGAACCUGUGAAAGAAAACUUGAAAGGUACCACCACAGGAAGACAAAGCACUGGUAGAAAUUCCACUAAUACCGGAGAGAAGUGUACAAAAUCAGGAAAACAAGGAUCUGGAGCAACUUCGAACAAAAACAACCAAAAUACAACUUCAAUUAGUACGGACAGAAAAAGCCCAAGUGCUUCUUCAAUGGCAAGUAGUCCAAAGCCUUCAAAUCCUUCUGGUUCAACGACUAAUUCUAAAACAACUACACCAGCACCUCCAGAAUCUGAUGGUGAAGAUGAUCGAUCGAAAGGAUCAGAUUCUAAUUCAGCGCCUAAAGUACCACCUUUGAAAAUAGUUAUUCCACAAAGUACUACAUCCGAACAAGAGCAAGGGAAUAGAAACGGAAAGAGUACAUCUAACAGGAGUCACCAAUUGCCCUAUGUAGUUGCCAGUUCUAAUAGUAACGAUUCAACGGAUAAAGAACAGAAUCAAUCCACUAGUGGAACAACAAGUCCUACUGAAAGCGGAAAUACUAAAAAUGAGGAUAAAAAAGAUUUCAGCGGUGCUUUGCAUGGAGAAGAAAGAUCAAUGCAUCACCAGAGAGUGCUAAGAAGUUCGCAUAGAUCCGGUAAUGGCGGUAACGGAUCAGCGACAUUGAAGGAAAAUUCUUCUACAGGCAACGGAAAUUAUUCGAACUCGUCUCCGCUACCAGUAACUACUUCAACGGAUCGUUCCAACAAUUUGUCACCUCAACAAAGACAUCAUUCACCGACGCCUGAAACUUCUGGUUCUGAAACGAAUAAAAAUACUUCGACAGAAGUUUCAAAUAGUGGCACGACUUCAAAGACAAACAUUGUAGCAGAAAAAUCAGAAAAAAACAACGAAACUAGUGGAAAGUGUCAAAAAGAUAACGGAGCAGAAAAUUCUGAAAAUACUUCUACUACUACCUCAUCGACGACAUCAAAUAUAGGUGCUUCUGCGCCACCUGUUGAACUUCAUCCUAGAAAAAGAAAAAUGAAACCUAAUAAAGAAGCACAACAAGCUGCUACAGCUGCCUCUAACGAAGCAUCGGAAGCAACGAAUACGGGUCCAGAGGUUCAUCCACAUGAUCAGCCGAUUACUAAUUGUUACCAAUUAUUUUUAAAUAUUAGAAAACAGAUCGAACGAAGGAGGAAAGGCCUUUUUCCAGUUCAACCAAAACCACCUCAGGGUUUCAAAGAUUAUUUAAUGAAUCGUUGUACAUACGUGUUAGCUGGGAAUGCAAAUAAGGAGCCCAAUGUUAAUCCUCCGGUCGGAUUGCAAGGCGCUAUGAAAGACUUGUAUAUUGAACAAGAAAAAGAGAGAUAUCGUCUUAGAAUGCAACAUGUUGUUGAAAAAGAAAAAUUAGUUUUAUCUGUGGAACAAGAAAUUCUUAGAGUACAUGGUAGAGCUGCUAGAGCUCUAGCCAAUCAAUCCCUUCCCUUCUCUGUUUGUACAAUAUUAAAAGAUGAAGAAGUUUAUAAUGUUAUUACUCCAGAACAGGAAGAGAAAGAUAGAAAUGCAAGGAGUAGAUAUAAUGGUAGAUUAUUUUUGAGUUGGUUACAAGAUGUAGAUGAUAAAUGGGAAAAAAUUAAGGAAGCAAUGUUACUGAGGCAUCACAAUGAAGCUGAAUCAUUACAUGCCGUACAAAAGAUGGAUUGGGAAUGGAAAUUAAAAGAAGUUGGAUUAUGUGAAUUUAAAGCAACACCUCAAAUAGAAGAUAUUCAUGUUCCAAUGGUACAUAUUUCAGAUGACUUUGAUUUGCUCCCAGCUUAG
Heterotrigona itama is the source of this 2363-nucleotide messenger RNA. The record is from the annotation of a GenBank genome assembly. Lineage: Eukaryota; Metazoa; Arthropoda; Insecta; Hymenoptera; Apidae.